This is a messenger RNA of Microbotryum saponariae, 282 nucleotides long. Lineage: Eukaryota; Fungi; Basidiomycota; Microbotryomycetes; Microbotryales; Microbotryaceae. The record is from the annotation of a GenBank genome assembly.
AUGGGCCAGGGCACGGGAACGGCGAUGCGAACGAACGUCGCUUUCUUCUCUUCGGCGGACGAGAGUAACGAGCAGGGGGCCCCUGUUGAUCUCUACGCGGCUUCACGUCAAGGUUGUGCGCGUACUCCCAGCGGUCGCUAUGAAGAGGCGUUGAAGAAAACGCUCGGCGGAACGCGCAGAACGAUGGGGUUUCUUGGGAGGAGUGCAGGAAUUAGCAGGCUGCCAAUCGGCCUCGCCGAGGAGGCGGAGGCUGAAGCUUCGUCCUACUGGUCCUGGAGUUGA